Molecule: messenger RNA, 4749 nt
Organism: Rana temporaria (common frog)
Lineage: Eukaryota; Metazoa; Chordata; Amphibia; Anura; Ranidae
Gene: SRPK2
Product: SRSF protein kinase 2
Exons: 16
Coding region: 736-2892 (718 amino acids)
Biological process (GO): spliceosomal complex assembly; regulation of mRNA processing; protein phosphorylation
Molecular function (GO): ATP binding; protein kinase activity
Source: RefSeq, a predicted model, not a curated record
UAUAAGAUCAUCUAAGCUGUGCUGAUGGGUGUUGCUGUUCUUUGGUAGUGAGCACCAUGUGAUUGGAAGGAGGGGGGUGGAGAGCACAGGAAAUCAGGGAAAUGCAUAGAGAUUUCUCACAUCUUCAUCUGAAAAUGCAGCCUUCAAAACCUACAGCUUGUUACUAAAUCUGGACCCGACGCAAGCGGUUGUGUGUGUGUUUUUUUUUUUUUUUUUUUAACCUAACAUCCAUCAGGAUUUUUGAUUUGGGCAGCGCACUGUUGGAUUGGAGAUUUAUACGCUGCUAUCCGUCAUUAUAGUAGAGCCUGUUGGCAGAAGGGACCAAGUGACAUUUAUCCUGUUUACAAGCACAUUUCCAGCCUCUUUUUGUCAGCCAAGAGCUGAUUCCUAAUCCUGCUGCUUUAUUCUUCAAGCUGGAAACACCCCUGUGCCUGAAAGAAAUGGUACUUCCUGCUUUCAUAAACAGUCAUGUGUAUAGUUCAGCCAGGCCUGAUGCCUCUGGAGCUUUCUUUUACUGAAAAGCACCAGUGAUUUGCUUUGCUUUUCUUUUUUCUUUUAUCCUUGUGUGGAUGCCACAAAUCCAGUGGCCUUUUUUGCCUCGGGAAGGUUUUAAGCUUGGAAUCGCUCGGCUGUGCAUUUUUCUCAAUUUGUUUGGCAAGUCAAGACACAGCAGACAAUCCUGGUGGUGCAUAUUUUCUGAUUUUUCCAGAAACCAAGCAGAAGAUUGAGCUGCUGAUGUCCGUUAACUCCGAGAAGUCGUCCUCGUCAGAAAGGCCGGAGGCUCAGCAGAAAGCACCAUCAGCUCCUCCACCUCCUCCACCACCACCUCCUAUACCUGAGCCAGCACCUCCAGAGCCCGAGGAGGAGAUUUUGGGAUCUGACGAUGAGGAACAAGAAGACCCUGCUGACUACUGUAAAGGUGGCUACCAUCCUGUGAAAAUCGGAGAUCUGUUUAAUGGCCGGUACCAUGUAAUCAGGAAGCUAGGAUGGGGUCACUUUUCCACUGUUUGGCUCUGUUGGGAUAUGCAGGGGAAGAGGUUUGUUGCAAUGAAGGUAGUAAAAAGUGCUCAACACUACACAGAGACUGCUUUGGAUGAAAUAAAGUUACUCAGAUGUGUGCGGGAAAGUGACCCUGGAGACCCAAAUAAAGACAUGGUGGUACAGCUAAUUGAUGAUUUUAAAAUAUCUGGAAUGAAUGGUAUUCAUGUCUGUAUGGUGUUUGAAGUUCUUGGGCAUCACUUAUUAAAAUGGAUAAUAAAAUCGAAUUAUCAGGGUCUUCCUAUUCGCUGUGUAAAAAGCAUUAUUCACCAGGUCCUUCAGGGCUUGGACUAUUUGCAUAGCAAAUGUAAAAUUAUCCACACUGACAUAAAACCUGAAAACAUCCUGAUGUGUGUUGAUGAUGCCUAUGUCCGAAGAAUGGCAGCGGAAGCCACGGAAUGGCAGAAGGCUGGUGCACCACCUCCCUCUGGUUCUGCAGUGAGCACUGCUCCUCAACAGAAGCCUGUAAGUGUUCUGGUUGGAAAGAUUUCAAAAAAUAAAAAGAAAAAACUAAAAAGGAAGCAGAAGCGACAAGCAGAGUUGCUUGAAAAGCGUCUUCAGGAAAUUGAGGAGUUAGAACGGGAAGCAGAGCGGAAAAAAUCUGAAGAAAAUGAAAAUGAGCAGAAUGCUGAAAGCCAACCAGAAGCCAAGCUGAAGUCGGUAUGUCUGGACGAUGUAGCUGAUGAGGAACCAGUCAAUGAGUAUGCGGGUAAUGGUUCCUCUGAAGGUGACGAUCAUGAUGAAAAAGAAGACACAGAAAAGGAAAAUAUUGAAAAAGAUGAUGAUGAUGCAGACCCAGAGCUUGGUAACACAGAUCCAACAUGGAAUGAGUCCCCAAAAACAAAUGGCCAUUUAGAGAAUGGUCCAUUCUCUCUGGAACAGCCAUUAGAUGAUGACGAUGAAGAGGAUGAAGACUGUCCCAACCCAGAAGACUUUAACUUAGAUGAGUCAAAUGCAGAAAGUGAUUGCACAUACAGUAGCUCUUAUGAACAGUUUAACAGUGAAUUGCCAAAUGGACAACAUAAGAAUGCAGAAUUACAGUUCUCUGAAUUCUCUUCUGCAAUGUUUUCUGGACCUUUGGAGUCUGUGGAAUCUGGGUUGGCAGCUUCUGAGGAUUCUACAGUGUUAGAGAGAGAUGAAAAUGGCUCUUGCCAAGAUAGGAGCAGAACGGUUUCUGCAUCAAGUACUGGAGAUAUGCCAAAAAAUAAAACACGUGCUGCAGACCUCCUGGUGAACCCACUGGAUCCAAGAAAUGCAGACCUUAUUAGAGUUAAAAUUGCAGAUCUUGGGAAUGCUUGCUGGGUGCACAAACACUUCACUGAAGACAUACAGACAAGACAGUAUCGCUCCAUAGAAGUUCUCAUAGGAGCUGGCUAUAGCACCCCUGCUGACAUUUGGAGCACAGCUUGUAUGGCAUUUGAGCUUGCAACUGGUGACUAUUUAUUUGAACCACAUUCUGGAGAAGAUUAUUCCAGAGAUGAAGACCACAUAGCACACAUCAUUGAGCUUCUAGGCAAUAUCCCAAGACACUUUGCUCUGUCUGGAAAAUAUUCUCGGGAAUUCUUCAAUCGCAGAGAUCACAUAGCAUUGAUCACUGAACUGCUGGGAAAAAUCCCUCGAAAAUUUGCUGUGUUGGGGAAAUAUUCCAAGGAUUUUUUCACCAAAAAAGGGGAACUUCGGCACAUCACUAAACUAAAACCUUGGAGUCUGUUUGAUGUUCUGGUGGAGAAGUAUGGCUGGCCACAUGAAGAUGCUGCUCAAUUUACAGAUUUUCUCACUCCCAUGUUAGAAAUGGUUCCUGAGAAACGUGCAUCUGCUAGUGAGUGCCUGCGACAUCCCUGGUUAAAUUCGUAGGAAUGUUCCCUCAAAUACUUUGGACUUAAACAGCGACUGUCAAUAUCUGUAACAGGAUUCUGAGUGAUUUGGCUUUAGCUUUCCAACUUUUCUUUUAGGAGUACCUUGUUUUGUUUUCCUUUGCUUGGUGUGCGCUGUGGUCAAUGGAAAGAUUAGCCUCUGUGUCUUCAGCUCUAAGCUUUACCGACCCACUUUUUCUGGGGCCCGGGACGUGGGAGAAAAAUGAGAAAAAACAAAAGAAAAAAAAAGCCUAAUCUGGUCUUGUUUUUCAUGUUACGUGGCAUUCAGAUGUCCAAUUUUUGAACAAGAAGUCAAUUUUUCCAUGUGUCUGCCAGAUUUUGUAACUAUUUAUGAAGAUAAGUUUUAGCAGAUGUUGGGUAAAUUCAAGCUUUUGAAAUGACUUAACAGGCCUAAUGCAUGGGUACUGUAACAUUUUUACUUUAACUGAGGGAUUCUCAUUCUUGUACUAUAGUGUAUGUACAUUCACUUUGUAAAUGUUUCUUUUCAUUGACAACCUUGCAGUGCUGGACUAGGCUGCAAUAUGUCUGUUGCCCACCUAGCACUGAGAAGGUUACUUACCAGUAAAGGGGAUUGCAAAUCCAAUGCAGAUUGAUCUCCUCCACUUCAUUUUUAGUGAACUUUCUGCAUGUAGUGAAUUACAGCUGGGUUUUCCGGAGAUGCGUGGUCAUUUUCUUGGUUUCGGUAACUAAAGCUGCUCUUCUUCUUUUUUUAAAGCAAUUUCCCCAAAAUGGCACUUUAGGGGAAUUUGAACUCUUUAUAGUCUAAACUGGUGUAUGCACAUGACAACAUUCAUAAUUCAAAUUGCUGCAACAUUUCAUAUGUUUAGGUGAGGCCAAGCUCAUCUCUGCAUACUUUCAGCUACCUCCUCUUUGCAAAACACAUUGAAUUCUGCACACUCGCAAGAGACCAGUCGCAUUGUAUGCCGAAUGAACUUGCCCCAUCUGAGAUAAAGCACAGGAGUUAUCGUAAAAAGAUAGUUCCAGGAAAGAAAAGCCCGAACACUGGAGCAUCACUUUUUCAAUACCUUUCUGUCUUUAGACAAAUAUGAAGUGUUCUGUCCUAUUUAACAUCAGCUGAGUACAACAGACUAUUUUCGUUGUUAUCCCAAGAAGCAAAUAUUUAUUCAAUGUCAGAAAAUUUGGCCUUUUAUUAGGCUGAUUUCUUACAAUAGGUAGUAUUCUCAUAAGGGUCUAUUAAUGUUGUAUGUUGCAUUAGCUAUGGAAAUUGCCACUGGGGAUAUAUUGUGUGUAAUGUCCAAGGUAACAUUUUAUUAUAUUUUUGCACAUAUGCAAAAUAACUUAAUAAAGAUUUUAAAACCAACAUUAUGCUUCGAUCUGUAGUGCAGUGGGCAUAGUAGCUCUUUACUCGUUGUAAUAUUCUGACCGUUAAAUAGCCCAUUUCACAACUGCUUAGGUGUACAUAUAAUUCAGCAUUAUUUUUUUAAAAGAAAUGCACUGGUUACAUGUAUUUUCGAUAAACUAACUACUUAGUAAUUUGUUUUCCUUUUUAAACAUUUAGUUUGUUUUGCUCCCUUUACAAUGGCAAAUAGAAUUAAAUGAUGUUAGAGGUGAUGCAGAUUUUAGAAUGUAUGCAGAGAUCUAUUUAACUUUUUUUUUUUCUUUACUUUUUUUUUUUAAAGUCUGUGGAUUGAAUGUAAAUUUUUUUCUGGUUUUACAAAUUAUGGUGCCACUUUGUUUUUUGAUUUAUCCAUUGCGGUUUAAUCACAAGCCUUUGCAAUAAUUAGAUGUGAAAAUACCCAGUGUUGUAACCGUAACCAAUUGUGGUUGGAGGUGCUUGCAGUUGUCCAAUAAAAUGUAUGUUUUUUUUUUCAUAAAA